Molecule: messenger RNA, 560 nt
Organism: Trifolium pratense (red clover)
Lineage: Eukaryota; Viridiplantae; Streptophyta; Magnoliopsida; Fabales; Fabaceae
Product: classical arabinogalactan protein 9-like
Exons: 1
Coding region: 2-451 (149 amino acids)
Source: RefSeq, a predicted model, not a curated record
AAUGGCUCGUCAACUAAUUGUUGUUGCCCUCAUUUUCGUAGCCAUGACAGGUAUGGUCAUGGCCGAAGUAGCUCCAUCUGCAUCACCUAAAUCAUCUGCAUCGGCACCAAAAGCCUCAUCACCAAAAGCCUCGUCACCAAAAGCCGCCUCAUCACCAAAAUCAUCACCUGCUCCCGCAUCUUCUCCAAAGGCAACCCAUUCCGCUUCAGCACCGGCUCCUACAACCUCUUCUCCUGCAUCUUCACCCUCCGACUCUGGGGAUGAAGAUAUUUCAGCUCCACCAGCACCAGGCAGUGACCCUAUUGAGCUCUUUGGUCCUGGACCCGCCCCAGCUGAUGAUGGCUUUGCUCCUGAGACCACCGCAGCAGACGAGAUCACCAGCGGUGCCUCCACCGCUCAAUUCUCCUUAGUUGCAGCCAUUGUUGCUGUUGGCGGAUUCUAUGCCUUCUAAAUAGCAGGUGUUAAUAUUUUUGAUGAGGUCUCUUGGGACGUGUUUGCUUAGCAACACGUUGUUAUAUAACAUUGUGUGCUUUGUGCAUGCAUGGUUUAAUAUUACUCAU